AAUUAACAGAUAAAAUGCUAAGUACCAAUAAAGACUGAAAAUAUCAUGACGCGAUGUCUGAGACUAAGGAUGACUCUGGAACCCCUUUUAGCAAGCACUUUACUGACAUAUUCAUUGGAAAAACACGCUUUUGUAAGCAUGAGGGCUCCUGUAUGGAAAACAGUGCCAAAACACUUAUAAAAGCUUCAAUAGCUGGCCUUGCUGUCAAAGGAUGCUUAAGCGUUCUUUUUGGGGCUGUAAAGACCAAGAGCUUCUUCAAGGCAUUUAGGAACAUUGUUUCAUGGGAUACAGCAAGAUUUGCAGGUUUUAUUGGGCUCCUACCUACCCUUUUCAAGGUCACAUUGUGCACUCUAAGGAAAAUAAGGAAGAAGGACGAUAAGCUCAACUCAAUAAUUGCUUCUUUCGUGUGAUCUCUUUCAGCUAUUUUGGAUAGUUCAGACGAUCGAAGAAAAUUGCUCAUCUAUUACGUAUUUGCUAGAGCUUUUGAGUCGUCCUUGAAGAUAAUAGAUGACCAUCAGAUCGCCUCAGUGCCUAAAAAUUGGGGCCUGAUUAUCUAUAUUUUGAUGACAAAUAUGCUGAGCUAUUGGAUAUAUUUUGAGUGGAAGGUUGUCCCAAAGACUUUAUUUAACAUUGUCAGCAAAAGGACUGGCAUCAAGCCUAAUGAUAGAGUCUUGUUGGAAGUAAUCUAUCGGGAAAUCGGCAAAUAAAUAAUCAGAUUUGUUCUUAAAAUAUUUUGUCUA
Molecule: messenger RNA, 740 nt
Organism: Moneuplotes crassus
Lineage: Eukaryota; Ciliophora; Spirotrichea; Euplotida; Euplotidae
Source: the annotation of a GenBank genome assembly